Molecule: messenger RNA, 639 nt
Organism: Neoarthrinium moseri
Lineage: Eukaryota; Fungi; Ascomycota; Sordariomycetes; Amphisphaeriales; Apiosporaceae
Exons: 1
Coding region: 1-639 (212 amino acids)
Source: RefSeq, a predicted model, not a curated record
AUGUGUGCCCAUCUCCGUCACUCUGCCUCAAGCCAGCCAAAGAAGUCCUCGAACCUGGAGUUUCGAACCCUGGAGAUGGCUUCAGGCUUUUCGGAAAACGGCCACAUCUUCUCAGGUGGGGCAAACGGCACUAAGCGGAGAGCCCCGAGCCCCGGAUUUUCUCCCACCAAGCGGCAGCGAAUGGAAGACUCACCACCGCCGCCACCAAGCGUGCCCGUCGAUCAUCAUGACCAGAUGAGAUACGGAAGUCAGAUGCAUGAGCUGAGAGCAGCCCAUGCGGCAACCACCGUCAAGCUGGGCCUGAUGAGCGACGUGGCAAAAGCGCAUGAGCUGGCAGAGAUGGAACUGAAUGCAUGCCCAGCGGAAAGCCGAGCUGAGACCAUUGAGCGCCAGAGAAUCCUCUUGAGCAUCCGUUCUGCCUGGACAAAAGCCAUCGACGAGAUGGGCAACAGGUUCAUGGAAGAAUUGAGAGGCGAUGCAGCUAUGUUCCAAAAUCCGUGGUAUUUGAAAUGGCUCAAGAGCAACCCGCCUCUUCUUGACUGGGGAGGGAGUGAGAGUCAGCUUGCCCAAACUCUCAGGCACCAGGGAAACCAUCGGCAACCUUUCAACGGCGGGGGGGCCCAUCAUGCAGAUGGGUAA